Messenger RNA from Neocloeon triangulifer, 2201 nucleotides. Its product is annotated as chromobox protein homolog 1-like. The transcript is spliced from 6 exons. The coding region runs from base 112 to 1071 and encodes 319 amino acids. Gene Ontology annotation, biological process: chromatin organization; negative regulation of transcription by RNA polymerase II. NCBI's taxonomy places the organism in Eukaryota, Metazoa, Arthropoda, Insecta, Ephemeroptera, Baetidae. Gene Ontology annotation, cellular component: pericentric heterochromatin. Gene Ontology annotation, molecular function: chromatin binding. The record is from RefSeq and is a predicted model, not a curated record.
AAAUUCAGCGUCCUUCAGCUUCGAGCAGAAUCGUUUCGAUUUCGAGUCGAGCUUCGUUGUAAACAUCUGCAGGGAAGCUACAAUUUUCUAAAAAGCUGAGUUUCUCAUUGCAUGGGAUCCAAGGCGAGUAAAUCAAAGGAGGGCCAAUUGGAAGAAACAGUAACUGUUGUUGUUUCUGAAAAUUUUCAAAAGAUUGAACAAGAAGAAGAGAGAACAGAGAUGAAGCCAGAGGAAGUGAGCGGAAAGCGAAAACGGUCUCCCACAAAGACCUUCAAGUCGGCCGAGUCGAAGAAGCAACGAGUAAGCAAGAGGGAAAAGGGCAAAGCCAAGUACAGAGAGAACGAGCGAGAAAGCAGCUCCGAGGAUGAGGUUGAGGACUACGAAGUCCAGUUCAUCGUCGAUGAGAGAUUUAUCCGAGGCAAGCGCCAGUUCAAGGUCAGGUGGCUCAACUACGGCCCCAAGGACGACACCUGGGUUGACGAGGGAGACAUGAGCUGUCCCAAGUUGGUGGCCGAUUUUGAGAAAAAGCGAGACGCUGAGCAGGAGGAUGAGGAAGACGAGGAGGACUAUGAGGUUGAAGAGUGCGUGGAUGUACGUACAGUGAAAGGCAAAAGAGAGUUCUUCAUCAAGUGGAAAGGCUUCUCAGCUCGCUCCAACACCUGGGAGCCCGAGGAAAAUCUUGAUUGUCCUAAUCUGAUGAAAAAAUGCCUCGAGAAGAAGGAAGGCUCGUCAAAGAAGACUGACAAGAAGCCUGCACCGAAGAGCAAGAAGGGAAGGCCUAAGAAGUCUCCCCCCAAGAAAAAGGGAGGCAAGAAAAAUGGAAAAGCCGCUGAUGAGUCUGAGGAGGAAGAGGAGAAGGUAGAAGAGGAAGAGCCAGAAGAGAAGGAGGAAGAGGAAAAGGAGGAACCGGAGGAAGAAAAGCCCUCUGAGGACGCUGAAGAGAAUGAUGACGAGCCCAAGGACGAGCCUGAAGAGGAAGAGAAAGAGGAAAACGAUGACGACGAGCCAGAGGAGAAGGCCAAAAGCAAGAAGCCAUACAAACCUGGCCCUAAGAGUAAGAAGAGGAAGUAGAUUUACAGCGGAAGUGUACAAAUAACUCUUAAAACUUUAUUCAUCGUACUUUUAUGCAUGGAUGCCCCUUUUUUGGUUUAGGUUUUGACGCCUCAGAACCUAAGAGGUUAAUUCAUUUUGGUUUUGUAGCGGUCUGCUAUAAGUGGAGAUCAUUUUCAAUUAAUUAAAAUCUUCAAGUUCAUAUUUAUUAGACUAAGCACUCGGAAUCUGCCGACUGAGUUUCUAAUUUGUAAUUUAAUGGAUGAAAUAAAUAUAAAUUUAAAAUAACGUUCGAAGACUUAUAAAUAUUUUUUAUAAUUUGAAAGUAAUGAAAUGAAAAUUUACAGAAUUCUCAUACUAAGUUUUUAGUGUUUCACUCUAGACUUUUAAUUGAGGGACCGGUCUGCACUGAUUGUGAGGAAUGUGGGCCAACUUCACAAGGCCUCUUACCAAAAGAUUAUUAAAUAUUUUUAAUUAUAGUUUAGACAAAUAUUUUUUAAAAGUUAGUUCUAGAAAAAUAAUAACAAUAAUAAGAUCCAAAUAAAAUUUUGUUGCCUUUGGAAUUUUUAAAGUUUUUUUAAAAGGUGUGAAAAUAAUUACAAAAGUUGAAUUAAAGCAAGUCAAGCGUUUAUUAGUUUAAAUCUUGGCGCUUACAGAAGAAUCAAAAUUGACUAAUUUCAUGAAUUUCCGCCUGCUGACCUCAGCUGGAAGAUCUUUGUGACGGCAGGGAGCUCAAAUAUCUGGAAGGGUUAGUCUUAAAAACGCAAUCUCGAUCUCCAGGUCAGGUCGGAAGCGGAAAUUCAAGGCCGAGACAAAUAGCUUUUGCAGUUUUGCGCAAUAUCCAUUGAUCAUAUAUAGAUUUCUGUUACUUAAUAUUUAUUUAAAUUAAAAUAAACACAUAUAUAAAUUAUGUAUUUUUGACAUAUUAUACAUAACAGCCAACUUUGAUGAUGAUUGUUGGUAUUUAAUAACAUAAUGUAGAUUAGAACCAGGGUAACUUUAUAUUGCAGACAUUUAUUUAUUUCAAAAGUGAAUAUGUGCGUCGGCUCUCUUAUUAAUUAAGUGCAGGACUUUCCAUGCAAGUGAUUUUCAAAGACGUUUUAUUUAUGUAAAUCUGAUAUUGAAAAAAUUAAAUCAUAACGCAUUUUAAA